CCUUUUGGUCAAACUGAGUGGUUCAGAGGAGAGGUCAGCCAACAGCACACAAAUCAAUAGGCUUCAGUUAUGUAAGUGUUUGUCAAACCUGAGUUGAGCUGACUGUGGGGAGAGCUGAGGAGGUUCAGGUCCCCCCCAAAGUUACGCAAUCCCAAACAGCUGUAUAUAAGGCGGACUGGAAAGUGAGGAUCCUGUGAGCUGGAUACACGUGUAAUCACAAGAAUGCUGCGGUACGUUGUAGCCCUCUGUUUUCUGGCCUCCUCCGUCUUCUCCACCGAGCUCGAACCCUUGGAGAACAACUGCCAGAUCGCCAAUUUCCAAGUCAAGCAGGACUUUGAUAGGACCAGGUAUGCAGGUGUGUGGUACGCUGUAGGGAAGAAGGACCCCGAGGGCUUGUUCUUGCUCGACAAUGUGGUGGCCGAGUUCAAAGUGGAGGACGAUGGCAGGAUGACCGCCACCGCAAAGGGCAGGGUCAUCAUCCUCAACAACUGGGAAAUGUGUGCCCACAUGUUCGCCACCUUUGAGGACACCCCUGAACCUGCCAAGUUCAGGAUGAAAUAUUGGGGCGCCGCAUCCUACCUGCAGACAGGAAAUGACGAACAUUGGGUUAUUGACACCGACUACGACAACUACGCCAUCCACUACUCCUGCAGGCUUCUGGACUCGGAUGGCACCUGCCUGGACAGCUACUCCUUCGUGUUUUCUCGUCACCCAACGGGCCUGAGGGCAGAGGACCAGGCCAUCAUCACGCAGAAGAAGAACGAUAUUUGCCUGCUGGGCAAAUACAGACGCGUGGCACACAACGGUUUCUGCGAUAACACAGCCGACUUGAGUCAACAGUGAUCCCCUUCUUCUAGAUCCUCAUGGACUUUGUUCCAAUCUGCUAGUUUCCUCUCGCUUGCAGCCUUACAAGAGAGUAAAGACUUAGUUUUUUUUGUAGAAAUGUGUAAAUUCUCAUUCAUAUUCUCACUUUCACGUCCUCCCAUCUUCUUAAAGCAUUUAUUUUCCGUCAUGUAGGAGUAGCCUUCCAUUUGGAGGAAAGAUCCUUCAUUUCACAGAAAAAUCCCACAUUUUUGAAAUCUCGCUCAGCUAACGUGGGAAAUACAAUCUUUUGCAGCAUAUUGUAGCACAAACAUUGUUGAUAAACAUUCCUAUAUGUGUCUUAGGCCAAGGCAUGUAUAUUUAGUAGUCAUGUUUCAGAAAUAAAUGUUGUAAACCUU
This is a messenger RNA of Oryzias latipes (Japanese medaka), 1220 nucleotides long. It is a transcript of the gene rbp4, whose product is annotated as retinol binding protein 4, plasma. NCBI's taxonomy places the organism in Eukaryota, Metazoa, Chordata, Actinopteri, Beloniformes, Adrianichthyidae. Gene Ontology annotation, biological process: retinol transport. Gene Ontology annotation, molecular function: retinol binding; retinol transmembrane transporter activity. The record is from RefSeq and is a predicted model, not a curated record.